AUGUCUCAGCGAGUGGGGCAGGAUGACCCCGAGCGAUACCUCUUCGUGGACCGCGAUGUGGUCUACAAUCCCGCCACGCAGGCUGACUGGACGGCCAAGAAGCUGGUGUGGGUGCCGUCGGAACGGCAUGGGUUUGAGGCAGCCAGCAUCAAGGAGGAGCGAGGCGACGAGGUGGUGGUGGAGCUAGCUGAGAACGGCAAGAAGGCCAUGGUGAACAAGGAUGACAUCCAGAAGAUGAACCCACCCAAGUUCUCCAAGGUGGAAGACAUGGCGGAACUGACCUGCCUCAACGAGGCCUCCGUCCUGCACAACCUGAAGGACAGAUAUUACUCGGGACUCAUCUAUACUUACUCCGGGUUAUUCUGCGUGGUGAUCAACCCCUACAAGAACCUCCCCAUCUACUCCGAAAAUAUCAUUGAGAUGUACCGGGGGAAGAAGCGCCACGAGAUGCCGCCACACAUCUACGCCAUAUCGGAGUCCGCCUACCGCUGCAUGCUCCAAGAUCGUGAGGACCAAUCAAUACUUUGCACAGGUGAAUCCGGAGCUGGAAAGACAGAAAAUACCAAGAAAGUCAUCCAGUACUUGGCUCAUGUGGCAUCUUCACAUAAAGGAAAGAAGGACCAUACGAUUCCUACGGAAUCCCCUAAACCCAUCAAACAUCAGAGUGGAUCCUUGUUGUAUGGGGAGCUAGAGCGCCAGCUGCUGCAAGCGAACCCCAUCUUGGAGUCUUUCGGGAAUGCCAAGACAGUCAAGAACGACAACUCGUCCCGUUUUGGCAAGUUCAUCCGGAUAAACUUUGAUGUGACCGGUUACAUCGUAGGGGCCAAUAUCGAGACCUACUUGCUAGAGAAAUCUCGAGCAAUCCGACAAGCCAAGGACGAGAGGACCUUUCACAUCUUCUACCAGCUGCUCGCAGGGUCUGGAGAACACCUGAAAUCGGAUCUGCUGCUGGAGGGCUUCAACAACUACAAAUUUGUCUCUAAUGGCUACCUACCUAUCCCCGGGCAGCAGGACAAGGACAACUUUCAGGAGACCAUGGAAGCGAUGCACAUCAUGGGCUUCUCUCAUGAUGAGAUACUGUCGAUGCUCAAGGUCGUUUCUUCAGUCCUUCAAUUUGGAAACAUUGUCUUCAAGAAGGAGAGGAACACAGACCAGGCGUCCAUGCCGGAGAACACAGCUGCACAGAAGCUCUGCCAUCUUCUGGGCAUGAACGUCAUGGAGUUUACCCGGGCCAUCCUCACUCCACGUAUCAAAGUGGGCCGGGACUACGUGCAGAAGGCACAGACAAAGGAGCAGGCGGACUUUGCCAUAGAAGCUUUGGCCAAAGCGACCUACGAGCGACUCUUCCGCUGGCUGGUCCAUCGGAUCAACAAAGCGUUGGACCGCACCAAGCGCCAAGGAGCCUCUUUUAUCGGCAUCCUGGAUAUUGCUGGCUUUGAGAUCUUUGAGCUGAACUCAUUUGAACAGCUCUGCAUUAACUACACAAACGAGAAGCUGCAGCAGCUCUUCAACCACACCAUGUUCAUCCUGGAGCAGGAGGAGUACCAGCGCGAGGGCAUCGAGUGGAACUUCAUCGACUUCGGCCUGGACUUACAGCCCUGCAUUGACCUCAUCGAGAGGCCGGCUAACCCUCCUGGAGUCCUGGCUCUGCUGGAUGAAGAGUGCUGGUUCCCCAAAGCCACAGACAAGACUUUUGUGGACAAGCUGGUCCAGGAACAGGGCACCCACUCCAAAUUCCAGAAGCCGCGGCAACUGAAGGACAAGGCUGACUUCUGCAUCAUCCAUUAUGCUGGCAGGGUGGAUUACAAAGCUGACGAAUGGCUCAUGAAGAACAUGGAUCCCCUGAAUGACAACGUGGCCACCCUGCUUCACCAGUCCACAGACAAGUUUGUGGCGGAGCUCUGGAAGGACGUGGAUCGUAUUGUUGGCCUGGACCAGGUGGCUGGAAUGACAGAGACGGCCUUUGGUUCUGCAUACAAAACCAAGAAGGGCAUGUUCAGGACCGUGGGGCAGCUGUACAAGGAGUCACUGACCAAACUCAUGGCGACGCUCCGUAAUACCAACCCCAACUUUGUGCGCUGUAUAAUCCCCAACCACGAGAAGCGGGCCGGUAAGCUGGACCCUCACCUGGUACUAGACCAGCUAAGGUGUAAUGGUGUCCUGGAAGGUAUCCGUAUCUGCCGCCAGGGAUUCCCCAACCGAAUAGUCUUCCAGGAGUUCAGACAAAGAUAUGAAAUUCUUACCCCCAACGCCAUACCUAAAGGAUUCAUGGACGGGAAGCAAGCUUGUGAGCGGAUGAUCCGGGCUCUUGAGCUGGAUCCAAACCUUUUCCGGAUCGGCCAGAGUAAGAUCUUCUUCCGUGCGGGUGUGCUGGCGCACCUGGAGGAGGAGAGGGACCUCAAGAUAACUGAUAUCAUUAUCUACUUCCAAGCGGUGUGCAGAGGUUACAUCGCCAGAAAGGCCUUCGCCAAGAAGCAGCAGCAGCUGAGCGCCCUGAAGGUACUACAGAGAAACUGCGCAGCCUACCUGAAACUGCGGCACUGGCAGUGGUGGAGAUUGUUCACCAAGGUAAAACCACUCCUGCAAGUUACCAGACAAGAAGAAGAGCUUUUGGCCAAAGACGAAGAACUGUUGAAGGUGAAGGAGAAGCAAUCUAAAGCGGAGGGAGAAAUUGUGGAGAUGGAGAGGAAGCACCAGCAACUGGCAGAGGAGAAGAACAUCCUGGCGGAGCAGCUCCAAGCCGAGACAGAGCUGUUUGCAGAGGCUGAGGAGAUGAGGGCCCGUCUCGCUGUAAAGAAACAGGAACUGGAAGAGAUCUUGAGAGAUCUAGAAAUCCGUAUGGAGGAAGAGGAGGAGAGGAACCAGGUCCUGCAGAAUGAGAAGAAAAAGAUGCAAACUCACAUCCAGGACCUGGAGGAACAGUUGGAUGAGGAGGAAGCAGCUCGACAGAAGCUACAGCUGGAGAAAGUGACGGCAGAGGCCAAGAUAAAGAAGAUGGAAGAGGAUAUUCUGCUGCUGGAGGACCAGAACUCAAAGUUUAUUAAGGAGAAAAAGUUAACGGAAGAGAGGAUUUCAGAAUGCACAGCUCAGCUAGCGGAGGAAGAGGAGAAGGCCAAGAACCUGGCCAAACUGAAGAACAAGCAGGAGAUGAUGAUCUCUGAUCUAGAAGAGAGGUUAAAAAAGGAGGAAAAGACGCGUCAGGAGUUGGAGAAGGCCAAGCGGAAGCUUGACGGAGAGACCACCGACCUACAGGACCAAAUAGCUGAGCUCCAGGCACAGAUUGAAGAACUGAAGCUACAGCUAGCCAAGAAGGAGGAGGAGCUGCAGGCUGCGUUAGCAAGAGGAGAUGAUGAAGUGGUUCAGAAGAAUAAUGCUCUAAAGUUGGUGCGGGAGUUGCAGGCGCAGAUCGCUGAGUUACAGGAAGACCUGGAGUCCGAGAAGGCUUCUCGUAACAAAGCGGAGAAACAGAAGCGAGACCUAAGCGAGGAGCUGGAGGCCCUGAAAACCGAGCUGGAGGACACUCUGGACACAACGGCCGCCCAGCAGGAGCUCAGGACCAAGCGUGAGCAGGAAGUGGCCGAACUGAAGAAAAGCAUUGAAGAGGAGACUAAGAACCACGAAGCCCAAAUUCAGGAGAUGAGGCAGCGGCAGGCCACAGCCUUGGAGGAGCUAUCUGAGCAAUUAGAACAAGCCAAGAGGUUUAAGGUGAAUCUAGAAAAGAACAAGCAGACCCUGGAAUCUGAUAACAAGGAGAUGGCCGGGGAGGUGAAGGUCCUGCAGCAGCAGAAAUCAGAGUCCGAAUACAAGAGGAAGAAGCUGGAGGCACAGGUGCAAGAGUUCCAUACCAAAGUGUCAGAAGGGGACAGGCUGCGGGCUGAACUUGGGGAAAAGAGCAGUAAGCUACAGAAUGAGUUGGAUAAUGUCUCAAGUCUCCUUGAGGAAGCUGAGAAGAAGGGUAUUAAGCUGGUGAAGGAUGUUGCUGGUCUGGAGUCACAGCUGCAGGACACUCAGGAGCUGCUCCAGGAGGAGACUCGACAGAAGCUAAACCUCAGCAGCCGUAUUCGACAGCUGGAAGAAGAGAAGAACAAUCUGCAAGAGCAGCAGGAGGAAGAGGAGGAGGCCAGGAAAGCCUUCGAGAAGCAGAUCCUCACCCUUCAGGCACAGCUUACAGAUGCCAAGAAAAGGGUGGAGGAUGAUGUGGGAACAAUAGAGGGACUGGAAGAGGUCAAGAAGAAACUGUUGAAAGACAUGGAGUUGAUGGGUCAGCGCCUGGAGGAAAAAUGUCUGGCCUACGAAAAGUUGGAGAAAACCAAGAACAGACUUCAGCAAGAGUUGGAUGAUCUGAUUGUGGACCUGGACCACCAGAGGCAAAUUGUGUCAAACCUGGAGAAGAAACAGAAGAAGUUUGACCAGCUCCUUGCUGAAGAGAAAAACAUCUCUGCCCGAUGUGCCGAAGAACGUGACCGAGCGGAAGCUGAUGCUCGGGAGAAGGAGACCAAGGCCCUCUCUUUGGCUAGGACCCUUGAAGAAGCGCUUGAGGCUCGAGAUGAAUUUGAGAGGCUGAAUAAGCAACUUAGAGCAGAGAUGGAGGAUCUCAUGAGCUCAAAGGAUGACGUCGGGAAGAACGUCCAUGAGUUGGAGAAGUCUAAGCGUACUCUCGAGCAGCAGGUGGAAGAAAUGAGGACUCAGCUUGAAGAGUUAGAGGAUGAACUUCAGGGCACAGAAGAUGCUAAGCUUAGAUUGGAGGUCAACAUGCAGGCCAUGAAAGCACAAUUUGAACGUGACCUACAGGCACGCGAUGAGCAAAAUGAAGAGAAGAAACGCAUGCUAGUGAAGCAGGUAAGAGAAAUGGAAGCAGAGUUGGAAGAUGAACGUAAGCAGCGAGCACUGGCUGUUGCCGCCAAGAAGAAGCUGGAAAUGGAUUUGAAGGAUCUAGAGUCACAAAUAGAGGCGGCAAAUAAGGGCCGGGAAGAUGCCAUCAAACAGCUCCGUAAGCUCCAGGCACAAAUGAAGGAUUACCAACGGGAACUAGAAGAGGCAAGAGCUUCUCGAGAUGACAUAUUUGCUCAAUCAAAGGAAAAUGAGAAGAAGCUGAAGAAUCUAGAGGCAGAAAUUCUCCAACUUCAAGAGGAACUUGCAGCUUCUGAGCGAUCCAGACGUCAUGCAGAGCAGGAAAGGGAUGAGCUGGCUGAUGAGAUCUCAAACAGCACCUCAGGAAAGUCUGCUCUCUUGGAUGAAAAAAGACGUUUGGAAGCCAGGAUUUCUCAACUUGAGGAAGAGUUGGAAGAGGAGCAGAGCAACAUGGAGCUUCUAAAUGACAGAUUCCGCAAAACCACUCUCCAGGUGGACACUCUCAAUGCUGAGCUGGCCGGGGAGCGCAGUUCAGCCCAGAAGAGUGAAAACGCACGGCAGCAACUGGAGCGACAAAACAAGGAGCUGAAAGCCAAACUUCAGGAACUGGAAGGGACCGUGAAGUCCAAGUUUAAAGCCACUAUUGCCACCCUAGAAUCAAAGAUCGCACAGCUUGAGGAGCAGCUGGAACAGGAGGCCAAAGAGCGAGCCGCAUCCAACAAGCUUGUGCGCAGAACCGAGAAGAAACUAAAAGAAGUCUUCAUGCAAGUGGAAGAUGAAAGGCGACAUGCGGACCAGUACAAAGAGCAGAUGGAAAAAGCCAACGUCCGCAUGAAGCAACUGAAAAGGCAACUGGAGGAAGCAGAAGAGGAAGCGACUCGUGCAAACGCCUCAAGGCGCAAGUUGCAGCGGGAGCUGGAUGAUGCAUCGGAAGCCAAUGAGGGUCUGGUCCGUGAAGUGUCCACUCUUAAGAACAGGCUGAGGAGGGGUGGUCCUAUGUCCUUCUCAACAUCUUCCAGCCGUUCCGGUCGCCGUCAGCUCCAGAUAGAGGGCGCAUCCCUCGAUCUCUCAGAUGAAGAGACGGAGAGUAAAACCAAUGAGAUCAACGAGACGUCUGCUUCUUCCCCAGCCGAGUGAUUUCCUUCCCCAGCAUUCCUCUGCCCGAGCCAGGGCCGCCUAGGGAGCAAGAAUGAAGGGACAUUAAGGUGCUCAUAGGAGCACCAAGGGGUCAGCCUGUCUGGAGGAGCUUGUAUCGUACUUCUCUCCAGACAGCUUUGGUCUUUCUAACUCUAAAACACAAAUCCGUUUUGAACCACUUUCCUGCAGAAUUUCUUGAUAUCUGCAGGAACGAGGUGAAGACCACCUUCCUUCACCCCCCCAUACACAGAAGGCAGGCAAGAGAUUUACUUAUUCCGACUCUUUUCUUUAAAGGCGUCUGUUUUAAGACUUUUUUUUUUUUUUCUUUUUCUUUUUUCUUUUUCUUUCUAGCAUCAUGUGGAUAAACAAAGCCUACACUACAUGUCCUUUAUCCCAUGUGGGCAACAACGGGGGUGAAGGGAAAAUGUGUGAUUCCUACCCCAUUUUGCAUGUUGUAUCUGGUCCCGCUCUCUUCCAGUCUGUGGUGGACUGCAGAACAGAAGUUUUAUGACUAAACUGUGAAUCUGCCAGACUUUAUCAUUUCUUGUUAACUGUAGGAAUCUGGGUCGGGCACAGACUGUAUGGGGGAGGUUUUAUUUUUUUCGCCUGGCACCAGUUACUCCGCUUUCUGCCAACAUUGUGACGUUGGCAGUUUGGAUUAAUUAUAUCCAAAUUGCAUUUCAAUUCGCGAUUAGCACUUUGUUCAGACCCCACUUUGCGAUUUUUAAAAACCUAAAAAAAAGGAUAAAAAAAUAUCUAAUGACUUAAAAGGUGCCUUAGACACUUAGUCAGUGGAGAACAUCAAAAGACAUAUCCACUCCUCCCAGCAGAUUGAAUGAGGUUAUUACGUUACUGUACAUUAUAUCACUAGGAAGUCGAAGUCAGUAUUACUCGGAACACGUGCUGGACAUAUCAUGUUUUAUUUUAUUUUAUUUUUUGUAUUAAAAGCUUCAUACUCUCCAGGUUAAGAAGGGGUGUUGUCGCCCCCUUCUGGACCAAAGAGGGUUAAUACAGGUUAUCUCUAUGUGCGCAUAAAAUGUCUGUCCAAUUAUUAUUAUAUAUUUUUUUUUAAUACAUAACGGCUGCCUAAAUCACCCGCCCAUCCCCCCCGGGAUCUCUCUUUUCCUCCUCACCCCCGUGUAUAUCCCAUAUUUCUAGACGAUGAAUUUUGUAAGACAAUAAACGUAUACAUUAUAGAA
Messenger RNA from Bufo bufo (common toad), 7187 nucleotides. RefSeq names its product myosin heavy chain 10 (gene MYH10). The record is from RefSeq and is a predicted model, not a curated record. The transcript has 42 exons. NCBI's taxonomy places the organism in Eukaryota, Metazoa, Chordata, Amphibia, Anura, Bufonidae. Gene Ontology annotation, cellular component: myosin complex. Gene Ontology annotation, molecular function: actin filament binding; ATP binding; cytoskeletal motor activity. The coding region runs from base 1 to 5988 and encodes 1995 amino acids.